Cygnus olor (mute swan) is the source of this 2775-nucleotide messenger RNA. RefSeq lists its product as uncharacterized. NCBI's taxonomy places the organism in Eukaryota, Metazoa, Chordata, Aves, Anseriformes, Anatidae. The record is from RefSeq and is a predicted model, not a curated record.
GCCAGGCUGAGUGGGGCUGGGCAACGGAUGUGUGUUUUGGCCACAUCCAGCUGUGACAGAUCCAUCCCCACUACUUUCCUCUUUGUAUUUCUUCUCCCCACUUAAAUUCAGGUUGCUCCAAUUCCUCAGCUAAGCACAUCCAUUUUGGCUGAGACUUUUUACAUGGUGGUUCUUCGUUUCCUUUAGCACAUUACUCACUUCUGCCUUCUGUGUCCCCAGGCUGGUCUGGGCUGCAGGAGCCUUGGCUUUGUGGGCACCUGUUGGUCUGCUAGGCAUCCAGCAUUGUCCUCCUGUGGAUAAUGGGUGAUGGAGUGAGGACAGGAAGAUGGGUGAGGGCUGUGGGCUUGGUGCCCAGCAGCAGGAGGAUGGGGCUGCGGGGAGCUGGGGGACUUCUCUGCUGGCUCCUGGGUGAAAGCAUGUAUACAACUUGAGCCUGCUGCAACCUCACUGCUACAAACAGAGCUCUGCCCUCCCUCUGCACCCAGGCUGGGCUUCAAAAGGUCUGAGAUUAUCAUCCCCUGGUUCAACUGUCCCAAACUCACCUCCCAUAUCAGGAGAUCGCCAGCCACAGCCCAGAUUUGGACCUGCUUAAGUCCCUUCCAUUUCCUGGUUGUGUUUCCAAGUGCUCUUCUGAGCUCUGAGUGGAGGUGACUCUUCACUGGUUGCACAGAUUUGGGAGCUGGGGCUUUAUUGAAGUCAAGUCUCGGUGAGCAGGCAAUGCAGGAGACAUGUGGCCCCCCCACUAUGCCCACCCUAGUCCCCCAGCUCUGCACAGGGCAGGAAAGGUGCCAGGGCUGCUGCUGACAGCAUCGCUGUCCCUGUGGGUGCCCAAAACCACACCCUGGGCUGUGCCCAUGCUCCUCACGCCAAGCAGGUGACAAUCCCGCUGGGCGCAUCCUGUUUGUCACCACCGUGACUGUCUCACCACCUUGGGGAUGGCCGUGCUGGCUCGGAGCGUCCUGGUGACAGGGUCCAACCGUGGCAUCAGGCUGGAGCUGGUGAGGCAGCUCGCUGCCAGCCCCCAGGCCCCCCAGCACAUCUUCGCCACCUGCCGGGCCCCUGAUGGUCCAAGAGGGAAGGCCCUGCGAGAAUUAUCCGCCCAGCACCCCAGCAUCAGACUGGUCCAGCUAGACGCAGUGGACCUGCCCAGCAUCCGCAGGGCCGUGCAGGUGGUGGAGUCUUGUCUGGAGGGCCAGGGCUUGAACCUGCUCAUCAACAAUGCCGACAUCGGCUCGCACGCCACGCUGCAGUCCGUGGACUCGCAGGAGAUGCUCGCUGCAUUUGCCACCAAUGUGGUCGGGCCCCUCCAGGUUGCCAAGGAAUUCCUGCCACUCUUGGAGAAGGCGGCAAAAGGUGCACAGAAGACAAGGCUGAGCUGCAGCAGGGCUGUGAUCGUCCACGUGUCCUCCAAAGUGGGCUCCAUCGGGCUGUGCCUCAGGGUGCUGGAGGCCCCCAUGUACCCGUACCGUGCCAGCAAGGCUGCCCAGAACAUGGUGACCAGGUGCCUGGCAGCAGAGCUCAGGGACAAGGGGAUCUUGUGCACGGCGAUCCAUCCCGGCUGGGUGAAGACGGACAUGGGGACAAAGCAGGCACCCAUGACGGUGGAGCGCAGUGUGCAGGGCAUCCUGGCGGUGCUGGGCAGCCUCUCGCAAGAGACCUCCGGUGCCUUCCUCGACUGGGAAGGGAACAGCCUGCCCUGGUGACAGCCAGCUCAGCCCCCCACGUCUCUCCUGCCCACCCAUGGACACAGGAAGCAGCUUCUCCCCCUUCCACACCGCACGUGUGGCUACGCAGCCAGCGCCCUGUACCCCAACUCUGCCCAUGCCGACUGCCUCUCGCUCCAUGUCCUUGGACACCUCAGCCCCUGCGGGGACCCCUUGCCGGCUGGAUCCUGUGCCCCUGCCUCACUUGUGCUGCCCCCAGAGAGUAAUUUCCAGUGGGACACACGUGGGUAUCCCCAGUAUGGGCAGGGGACAGGAGCAGUGGGCGCUGACACACACACAGAUGAGGAGUGGGACCACACGGGAAGGGGCUGCCCUCUGCAGGCUCAGUGUGGCAGAGCCUGUCGAGCGCACAGACAGAUACGGAUGGCAGCACUGCUGCUUUCAGACAAAGGUUUAUUGAGGGUGUGGUGGAGGUUGGGAAGCAGCAGAGGGGCUGCUGCCAGGAUCUGGGCAUGAGGCUGGUCCAGUGUGUCACCAGGGCACAACUUUCCCUUCCCAGUCGAGAAAGGUCCCGGUGUCCUUCUCGGAGAAGGAGGAGAUCACCUUCAGCAUCCCUCCUACGCUCUCAUCUACUGUCACGGGGGGCUGCAGGGGCAGAGGAAAAACAUGAUGGUGUGUGCCCAAGGGCUGGCCAGGGUCUGCCCUGGAGCCUGGCCCGCAGAAGGCAACAGCUCAACCAAGGGGGAAGUGGAGCCAGGGGAAGAGGGGCUGAGCAGGGCACCCAGGUGAUGGGGCCGCCAGAGCUCACUGCAGGGUCCUGGGGCAGGGAGAGCUGCCCACAGUGGUGCCGGAGCAGGCAGGGAGGUCACGCUCUGUAGCUCGGGGUGACAACAGCCUCCCAUGGAAAACCAGCACAGGGGCUCGGAUGGACCCCCCGUGGUAAAGCUCCUACCGUGUCUCCGGCUGUGUUUCCCAUGUCCGUCUGCACCCAGCCAGGAUGGAAAGCAGCACAGAGGAUGCCGUGUUCCCGGUAGCCCAAGGACUGGCACUUGGUGAGCAUGUUCAGAGCAGCCUGCGGGGAGACACUGCAGGGAUCAGGGUGGGGAGGAGA